Dracunculus medinensis (Guinea worm) is the source of this 966-nucleotide messenger RNA. Lineage: Eukaryota; Metazoa; Nematoda; Chromadorea; Rhabditida; Dracunculidae. The record is from the annotation of a GenBank genome assembly.
GAUAUUCAUAAUUAUACCGAGACGAACGACGAUAAUGGCGAUUUUUUGACUGAACUUGAUCUUGUUAGAUAUGAAAUAAUAAAUGACGAAUCGAGAUUAACUGAAAUUGGCUUAUCAACAGAAUUAUUGGAAAACACAAUAAUCUUCAAAAUAUUAAUUUUUACGGCAAUUGGAUUAUGGUAUGAAGAAAUUUGUGGCGAUCAUCCACGAGAAUUUUGGUAUACAAGUGUCGAAGAUGCGAAAAAGCUUGGCAUUGAAGGAACAUCGCUUAUUUGCGAUCCAUUUAUUGAAGAACUUUAUCCGAGUAAGAAACGUUUAAUGCAAUUAUCGAAAAAAUUAAAUGAAAUUGUACAAAAUACCGUCGAUCAAAAUGCGAAAUUAAAUAAUUUAUCGCAAAUCGUAUUUAAAGAAAUAUUUUCGGAUGGAAAUUUUUCAUUAUUCGAUGAAAUACUUUUCGCAGCAAAAGCACUAAAUUUAAAUAUUUCGAAGAAACUUUUUGAGCGACAUGAGAAAAUCGCUCUUUGGCUUUCGGGUAUAUGCGCCGAUUAUGUACCGACAGCAGUUGACGAAUUUGAUGCGACAGCUUUUCAAGGUGUUGAAAUCGAUGGUCCAAUUGGAAUAAACAUAACUGCAUUAGAAAUUGCUGGAGUUAAUUUAACUGAAUUGGCUGAAAAGCUUAGAAAUGAUACAGAAGUCGAUGAACUACUAGCAAGAACCACUGAUUCGACAAGGUAUUUUAAUUCAUUUAUUGAGUGGAAUAAAAAAGAUUUUAAAUGUAACAAUUCUAGGACACUUGGAGGAUCGUUUAUUUUGCCUGUUUUGCAAAAAAACCAAUAUGAUCCAUUUUCUGCUCCAAUCGUUUUUCAAGGUAGUGCAGUAGUUGUACGAUUUGGAAUUUACAUCGAAUCGAUGAGCAAUUUUCAUACUGAAACUAUGGUAAAUUUUAAGAAAAAAAAAAUGCUAUAA